This is a messenger RNA of Ornithodoros turicata, 7410 nucleotides long. Its product is annotated as WW domain-containing protein tag-325-like. Gene Ontology annotation, cellular component: cytoplasm. Gene Ontology annotation, biological process: signal transduction; regulation of GTPase activity. The coding region runs from base 202 to 2964 and encodes 920 amino acids. The record is from RefSeq and is a predicted model, not a curated record. Gene Ontology annotation, molecular function: protein binding. Lineage: Eukaryota; Metazoa; Arthropoda; Arachnida; Ixodida; Argasidae. The transcript has 14 exons.
GAACGAUGCAGAUUUUGCAUCGUCAAGUUUUAGGAGGUGUAAAUGAUUUUUGAAGCGAUGUCUUCAUUGGGCAUACUACGUGGUGUGGCACAACGUAUCGUUGGAACCCCCCCUAUCUGGAGAUCUUAUGCUUGUUACGCAGGUUGGCAGUUGGUUAAAUUGGCUGUCAGUUGUGCAAACUUGUGAGUUGCAAACUCAGGAAUGCUCUGUUUUGACUGCGUACCGCAGGCGUGUCCACAGGAAGUGUCGCCGUGUGUUACUCGACGAUGUUCAUCUUCGAAGUUCAACUUCGAAGUUUCUACGGGCACUGGACUGUCUCUUGUUUUGGUAGACCGAGAGUAUGAUGGUAGAAUGUGUGAGCUGGCAACGGUGCUGCACGACUUUCGCAACGAUGCGGAUAACACGUACCUCUGCAAGGGGGAACAGCUGCAGGUGCUCGACAAGGACAGCACCCACUGGUGGAGGGUGACCCGCAACGUAAACAACUGCAAACACGAUUUCUACGCUCCCGUCCGGUACCUUCAGCUCAUCGCAGCCAGCACGCAGGAAGCCAAAGAGAGUCCAACAUGCGAAAAAGCGCGUCGCUGCAGCCCGAGUCCGCAGCAGAAGCAGGCAACUCCAGUGUCGGUGAAAUCGAGCAAGUCGUCGUCGUCUUCCUUGGAUGGCUUCGACGACUCCCAUGCCCUCCACUCCGGCAUGCACAUCCAUCGUCUCUCCAUAGGUAACGCGGGAGGAAGUUCCGUAAACCACUCGUACGAGUCCCUGGAUACGGAACCCGAGGUGGACUAUUACUCGGACGAAGGCAACCUUUCGUGUGGUUCCUGCCAACUUGAUGCUUCUGGGGACUCUCUGCCAAACGGACAGAAGGACAGCCAAAAGUACGAUGAUUCUCCCAUCUACGCCAACUUUCCUGUGGUGACACCGCUGAGUCCUCCGCGCCCGUCUCCCGAGGACGUCCCUCAACGUUUCCUUAGUGACCACUGGGCAGAAUAUGUUGCCCACGUAGGGCGCAAGUACUACUAUAAUUUUCGUACUGGAGAGAGCUCCUGGAAGCCUCCGAGGAGGAGGAACGUGCAGCAGGGCAGCUUGGAUGACUUGCACCAUUCAGCCUCGCUGUCAGACGCAUCCCCCAAGCCCCAGCGAAAGGCUCCCCCGCCAUUGCCUCCCGCCAAAAAGAAGCCCGUUAGCAGGCAGCACCAUGAAGAGUCCCCAGGGACACCCCCUAGUCCCACUCACGGGGUUGCCCCUCGAGGGCAUCCAGUCAGGGGGCAAGCGCUUCAGGAAACGACAACGGCUUUUCAGCAGAAUGGCAACAGCACCUUCUACUAUGUCAUGGAUAAUGCACAUGGUUCAGGCAAAUGGUACAGCUCCGUCGACGAGGGAGCAUCGUCCCUCCCAUCCUACGACAGGCCCAACAACCUACCUCUCGCUUCCUUGUCCUUGGAGGAGGAGGAGGAAGAAGAAGACGAGGGGAAGAGCAUCGAGGAUCACACGGGGUCCGACUCCGUCAACGACAGAGCGAGCAGCAGAAAAGAGCUCGGCGUGGCGCAGGCUGAAACCAGCGCCCGCCCCACCUCUCGAUACAUGCCAAGCCUCUCCCUCACACCAAAGUUGCGCCGUCUAAAGCCAACUCCCCCUCCGACGCUACCCACCACUCUGGAGCCCAAACUGAGUCGUGCCCUCAGGACGCGUUCUAUGAUCCUCACAGAAGAUUUGUCCCUCAAGGAACCAAAUGAUGAAGCAUUUGAAAACCUUGAGCUGGUGGUUCGUCAAGGAACGCUGAACAAGACUGAGCUGGUGAAAGGAGGAAAGAAACAAAAGAAAAGCUGGUCGCCAGCAUUUAUGGUGCUUACCAACAGACACCUCUUCAUCUACAAAGACAUCAACUCUGCCCAAGAGUUUCCCCAAGGCAAAAAUGCAGAGAUCCAGAUCAACUUAGCCGGAGCAUUUGUUGACUGGUGUCCGGAGAAGUCCAAAAGAAGAAAUGUGUUUCAGCUGAGUACAGUCGCUGGUCAAAAGGUGCUGCUCCAAGACGACAAUAUGCAGACGAGCAAAGAGUGGUUUGAUACUAUUUCUGCUGCCAUCAAGAGACUGCCAAAUGGACUGGAUAUGACAGAGGAAUGGCAGGCCGUUGAUGCUUCUUCCCCUCCAGAGGGAGGAGGAAAACGUGGGAAGAAGGCAGCCCGCUCAAAGUCAAUUCGAAACACGCGUUCUCCACCUCCGAGCGCGACCUCUGCAGGAACCACCGCAUGCGGACUCGGAGAAGAUGCCUCCACGAGCCCGCAGGAGCGCAAGAACCGCAUUCGCAACAAGCUACGCCAGUUCUUUGUUCGGCGGCCGACGCUAGAGAGCCUACAGGAAAAGGGCAUUUUCAAGGACGAGCCAGUGUUUGGAUGCAUGCUGGCGCACUUGUGCGAGAAGGAUGCUGCAAAGGUACCGCGGUUCGUCAGGGAGUGCGUAGAAGAAAUCGAGCGGCGUGACAUGACUGCGGAUGGGCUUUACCGUGCCAGUGGAAAUCUCUCCCAAGUACAGAAAGUGAGGUGUCACGUGAACCAGGAUGACUACAGUGUUCUCGCCGAUGAAGAAGACAUCCACGUGCUCACUGGUGCACUUAAAAUGUUCUUCAGGCACAUGAAAGAGCCUCUCUUUCCCUUUGUGCUAUUCAAUAAGUUCCUGAUGGCAAUCAGUACUGGAGGUCGAAACGGAAAGUUGGCUGCCUUUAAGGAAUUGCUGAGUGAGAUGCCAAAGCCAAAUUAUGAGACGCUCAAGUACCUCCUUAGGCACCUUCUGAAAGUGACCGAGUACAGUGAUAAGAACCGGAUGCACAUUCAGAACUUGGCAAUCGUGUUCGGACCAUCACUUCUUGCUUCCGCGGAAGAAGUUCGUGACCUGGCAGUGGACAUGAUGCACCAGAACCGCAUAAUUGAAUUCCUAUUACUUGAAUACAAUAAUCUGUUCCUAUAGCAGCUUAUUCGAGAUAUCUUAUAUUGUUAGUGUCGACGUCUAACCGUGUAUGGGAAUUACUUUAUGCAUGUUGCCACUCUGGCACUGUUAACUCUGGGGUGCUCCAUUGGCUCAAAUGCAUGACUGCAUUACUGCUUGAAUUGAACCGUGUUAGAAAUACUUACAAUUGGAUCAUCCAGGACCGUGCUGUUAUUUUUCGCAGGCUGUGUGCUGUUUGAAAUAUGCCACAGGCAUCGUUAACGCAAAAGUGUAUCACGUGUGAGAUGUUCCAGUUGUUGUUUAGCACGAUAACUUUUUGAAAGAAUUGUGUUGUUUACCAGUGACUAGCUAGACUGAGAAGUGACAAGCGUUCUUGUAAUAUACAUUUUCAGUUUCCUUGGACAUAUUUUGACCUAAUUUUGAAUUAAGUUAACCAAAGUUUAUGCAUUCCAUCGAUGCUUGCCUCAGUGACGUUAUUGCAUUGAUGUUUGCAAGCACUUUACAUGUCCGUGAAAACGAGAAGCUGUAAAUAUUCCAGGGAUGCUGGGCAUUUAUUUUGGGAAUAACUUUGAGGAACCAUGGCAGUAGCGGCAUGUUGUCAUCUAAUGGUGGCUGCAACUUGAAGGUCAUCAGUUCGAUGUCACUGAUGUAAAAUUACAAAACUGAGAAGUAUGUGAAUACAGUGUGACAUUCCGUUUUUCUGUGUAAUGACCGUGUCAGUAGCUUGAGUUGUUUAACACAUGAACCUUUGCUACAGAGGUGCUUUUUUGUGGGGGAGAACACGAACCACACACAACAAUAUGUGCAACGAAAUAUGCUAUUAACUAAAUUAGCUACAAAAAUUUAAUGCCAUAUCAAUGUUAACAUCCUGUACAUACUGUUCUGGGGCAUGCCCCUGCCAUGUUGUCUGUUGCAUUCAUGAGCAGACAUGAGCAUUUCUCAUAUCAGGUUCGGCUCAAAUGAGCCGAUGAGAAUUUUUUUGUGCAAUUGUCUAGAAGCAAGAUUAUUUUUGCCACCUUUAAUCACCACUUCUAGAUGAAUAUGCUAAACAGAGCUAAUAUGGACCGAUAGAUGCCAGGAGUUUUCUUUGCUUUUUAACACUAUCAUUAAUAUCCGGCCAUAAUGGGCAUUCAAGAGAUUGGCUGAAGGCUAUGUUCUACAUUUUUAUUUGGUUUUAUUUUCCUGUUCUCUUUAUCUUACUGCAACAACAAUUAAAAUGUGUUGCAGUCAAACUGGCACCACAAGAAAGGGUUGCCAGCAACAGUUCCUGCCAUCUGAAAAAGAAAAUUUAAGCCUCUAUGUAUAGACAGUCAUGCUUACCUUUUCUUGGGUAAUGCUGUCCUGCAAUCCCAUUUUUAUAUUAUUACCUUCCUACGGCCUGAGAAGUAAGUUUAACAUUGCCAUCACCACAAUGCAGCACAUGCUCUCAUCAUGUUAAUGUGAAUCAUCUGAUGCUGCCAAUGGUUCGAGCUGGAAGUAGUGGAGGCUAAUAACACCUGAAUAGCUUUUGCCUACUUGCUGCACUUGAUUUUUUUUUUUUUAUAAAAGUGAAAUACCACAGUUACUCGCAUAAUUGACACACUUUUUAACUGCAAAACAUAGCGCCACGGUCGGUGGUGCGUUAAUUGCAUGAGUAAAUUUCAUGAUUAAUUGAUUAGAGUAAAUACAGUAUUUUGGUCCUCGACAACUAGGGCCUGAAGUUUUCGGGUAAUAUUUUUUUCUAAAUUCGGGGGGGUAAAAAUCUGGUAAAUAAACAUGUGCACUAAAUUCAUGCGAAUUCGGGUGAAAAAACUUCCGUUACGCUAAAAUCGGGGAGAAAUCGGGCUCAGUUAUUCAAACGAACUGUAGCGGUUUGGUACAAACGGUGAUGUAACUGCAUUUUUCUGCCAAACAAGUUAGUUAGUGCAUCCCUACAGACAUCCCAGCGAGGGCAAUUUGCCUGGUAAAGAUCGGGUUUCACCCUCAAGGGACAACCUUCAAUUCGGGGUGCAAAUUCGGGGAAGAAUCGGGUAAAACCCCUAAAACUUCAGGCUCUAUCGAUAACUGAUGUGUGUAUGAGGAGAUAUCAGUUUAUAUCAGUUUCUGCAUGUUACUACCUGCAAACACCUAUGCACUGGAAAAUGUCCCACAGCUUUGUAUACUGUGACCGCCUUGACAUCACAACUUGGAUUAAUGCUGAUGGAAUUGUAUCCUGUGAGAUAUGCGACAUGCUUGUCCAAGCUGUGUGAUGUAUGAAGCCCUCGUGGUGGUAACGCUGAGGAAAUUAACCGAAUGUUGCUUUGUGUUCAACAUACAGUUGACUAGGAGUUACCACCUAGAAGUCGAUGAAGUGUUUGAAAAUAUUCUGGGAACAGCAUUCCUCCUUCCACUUUUUGCUUAUAUAUUUACCAUCUGCAAAGAAAAAUAUCAGAGGGCACCUGAGAUAUAGGCAUUAGCUCGUGUCAUACUUAGCAUUGGCCAAAGUUAUUUUCACAAUGACAUGUCGAGAGAAGAUGGUAGUGUUGCUGAUGCAACAGGAGGUGUUGUUCCUGGUUGGAACACAGCUUCAGACUCCCUCUUGUGGAACAACAUACCCACCACCAGCUCCUUAAAACGCGCGAUUUAGUGGCAAACGUGAAAAAAAAAAUAUAUCCACCGUGAAACAGUAUUGCAGCGUAUACGUGCUGGACCUGCGUAAACUCCGUCUAAGUUCAGCACGUUGCAUUGUUGCCGGAAGAGUGGGGACUACGCUAUGUAUAUUCCAUAAAAUAUGCCAUUCCACUGUGUGCUCUCGGUAGAUACGCAUGCAGUUAUUUUUUGUACAGUAAUAUAGCUACAUGCAAGUGUGUGUUAGUCGAGAUCCAAGUCAGGAGAAGUGUGUCUGUCACAUAGAAUCGUAACCUAUUUUAUAGUUGAUUGUAUUCUACGUGUCCUUUUCUGUGGCAAAGUAUCGCAUGCCAGUGGCAUGUUUUUCUACUCAAAUGUACGUUUGAAGCACAUUAUGCACGCACGUUAUGCAAGCCAGUUGAAACACAAAAGUCUACUCUUGAAAGUCUCAUAUCACACGUAGAGCUCUAUCCGCCCAAUGUUAAAAUAUGCACAGCUUAUAUCUAUAGGAGAAGGCUUGACAACUGGGACUGCACGUAGAGGGCGCUACGACUUGCGACCGCAUUCCGUCGUAGGGAAUAGUACAAUCGACACAUUUCAGAUACGUUCAGCUAAUGUGAGUGGAAUGUCACUUUGGCUUCUUUUAAGAUAAGCAUUGCUGCUUUUGUGUUGUAUUACUCUCUCUCUCUAUAUAUAUAGGGCCUGACUUUUUAGGGGUAAACCCGUAUCCGCCCGAUAUUUACCCCCCGAACAAAAUCUGUAAAAUUCUGGUUUAACCCGAAUCUACCCGAAAACAUCCGGGUCGCGUGGCACACUCAUAAGCGUGCAUUAAAAUAAAGUUUGAUAACAUUGCUAAACAUUAGUUCCAUGUUAAGACAAAUUUUUAUUAAACAAAAAAAAAUCACCCGAAUUCCUGACGACAGAAUAUGCCGUAACGGGAUUUAACCCGAAUACACCCGAAUUUUCAAAUGAAAAAUAUCACCCGAUAUUUACCCCCCGAAUUUGGCCAAAAAUAAAACCCGAAAAAGUCAGGCCCUAUAUAUAUAUACCCGAAUAAGUGGUGCACUUUUUUUUUUGCCCAAUAAUGUACCACCAUAGAGCAAAUUUGCUAAUUACUCGAGGGAAACCACCAUUCGCUCUAUGCUACGGUGGCCAUGGCUACGGUGGCCAUGGCUACGGUGGCCAUGGCUACGGUGGCCAUGGCUACGGUGGCCAUGGCUGCGGUGGCCAUGGCUGCGGUGGCUAGUGCCGACGGUGCUGCUAAAGUCAGAGUGCAUUACUUAUGAGAGUGCGCAGUUUUUCCUUUUUUUUGUUAACUACUCUAUUUAAUGGACAGAUUUAUUACGUUAUAGAUUGGUUUAUUGUGAUACCGGGAUGCAAUCCACAUCGCAGUCAUAGCUAUUCUGUGACAUGAUAUUUGAUUUGAUUAAAUUCCCUUUCACUGUGGGUUUAGCACUACCUCCGUGUCCCAGUUGUCAAUAGUUCGGAUCUAUUUUUAAAACAUUCUCGUUGUCUCGUAAGUCAAAGUGUGUUCUAUUUAUUGAAAGCAUGUUGGGCAUAUCUUGGAGUAAAGUAAGCAAUAGGGCAAAACAGUCUGUGAUAUCCUGGAGGUGCAGUAUUAAGACUAUGCGUACAAUCAUGCAGCUUUUGAGUUUGUACACAUGCUGUGAGCAUGUUGCAGACAUGUCUUGCCUGCGGUUUCACUCCAUGUGUUUUUUUUUUUUUUUUUUAGUGUAGGUGUAGCAUAGAGAGUCAGAUUUUGACAUUCCACACGAUUUGACAUGCGUGCCUUGUUACAUUUGCUCUUUGUUCUAAAAUUUGCGCAAAUGUUCCCCGUACUGUGCAAAGAUAAUGGAAAAUAAAUAUUUUUUUCCUGUCUCA